UCACUCUGCUUGUGGGUUUGGCUUCAGUCCAUCUACAUUGUGUAUGAGUGCAAUUCCGUCGUGCGCGUCAGAGACGCUUGAGCUGCAUUUCAUCUGAACCUCGGCACUUUUCCACCACGGGCAAAACCAUCAGUUUUAGCAAACGUGUAGUUGUUUAUUCUAGUUCAAUCUAUAGAUGUAAGUCUAUUGUAACAGCACCGCUCGUUAUGUAUCCUGGUGUGAAGAGCGCAUCGUUGGACACGGCGAGGUGAACGCACUAACUGGACAUUGAUGUCAAACCUAAGGGCAAAUCUUGGUCUUUCUCCACAGCAUAACAUGGCCAUGUGACAAAUGGAUUCCUUAAGUUUAAUCAAUGGCUCCGCUGGGAGCAAAGACCCGGCCAUCGGUGAGGAUUCAUCUGAUGUGACCCUGAACCAUCCUCUGCUAGAGCUUGGAGACAGCACCAAGCUUCUCGGUGUCCAGGUGGUUCUGAUAUUGGCGUACUGUACCAUCAUUCUUUUGGGCGUGGUUGGGAACUCUCUGGUGAUUUAUGUGAUCUACAAAUUUAAGACACUUCGCACCGUCACCAACUUCUUCAUUGCAAACCUGGCCGUGGCCGAUCUGCUCGUCAACACUUUGUGCCUGCCAUUUACUCUGGCUUAUACUCUACUGGGAGAAUGGAAGUUUGGACAAGUGCUUUGUUUCACUCUUCCGUAUGCUCAAGGUCUCGCUGUCCACGUUUCCACGAUUACUUUAAACGUAAUUGCACUGGAUCGACACAAAUGCAUUAUUCAUCACCUAGAUACCCGAAUGUCGAAGGACACGUGCUUUCUGGUCAUUGCCUUCACCUGGGUGAUAAGUGCUGUUCUGGCAAGCCCCCUGGCUAUCUUUAGGGAGUACGGGAUUGUGGAGCUCUCUCCAGAUGAGUCCAUCGAAGUUUGCACAGAGAAGUGGCCUGGAAGUAGCACAGAUGGCACACUAUACUCAAUCUCUAUGCUGUUGCUGCAAUAUGUAUUGCCUCUAGCCGUCAUCUGUUUCGCGUACAUCCGUAUCUGGAGUAAACUCCGCAACCACGUCGGCCCAGCUGGCCGCAAUGACAGGCACCAGCACCGUCGCAAGACCACCAAGAUGUUGGUGAUGAUGGUUGUGGUGUUUGCAUUUAGCUGGCUGCCUUUCCACGCCUUCCAACUCGCCACCGACAUCGAUAGUAACGUCCUGAUCAUGAAGGACUUCCGCCUACUCUACACCGUUUUCCACAUCGUGGCCAUGUGCUCGACGUUCGCCAACCCGCUUCUUUACGGCUGGAUGAACCGAAACUACCGCAGCGCCUUCGUUGCCGUCUUCCGUUGCCAGAAGCGGCUGGAUUCCCUGCACGCCGAGGCCCAGGGUGGCACGGUAGUUCGCAAAAAAAGCGAAAAGGCCUUGGAAGCCCAAGAUAUGGUGACGCCGCGUCUCAAUGCAACGGACGUCUGAGGGAAAUUCCCACGUGCAAGAUCCAUCUUCUUAUCGUCAGUCUCAUCACAGUUUGUAAGCAAGAUCCAUGCGGUGGUUGGAUGGGAUAUGUUUAUACAUAAGAGAUAUAUGUAUAUAAAUAUCUUCAACCUUAGAAGAGAUCUGUAAGCAUUAACUCAUGUGGACGUACGGUUUACGGUUAGGUCAUGCACUCGAAUGGCUCUGAUAAAGUGUUAACAGCAACCUGCCUCUCCUUUCAGGUGAAAGUAAUUUGGAAGGGGAAUAGCAAGGCUUACCUUUGGACUAACAACAGCGGAGGAGAUAUGAAUUCAGUUUCAACACGAAGAGCUCUGUGAAACCACGAGGGACUUUCAUAUGAAACCAAUAUGAAUGUGUUUCAUAUUUAAUGUAAAGUAUAGCACAAAAAUCCCCUUUGAUUCUGCACUCGACACACACAGAGGGAAAGGACAAGGGCUCACUUUUUUCCCAACGUAACCCUAUUAACAUGAGUGCAUGAGCAACAUAGAUGUAACUUUAAGUACUGUGAUGGGAAAUGUGACUACUGUACUGUACGAUGUUUAUUUUGUGAAGCUAUAAUCUUUGCAAACCUUUCCAGCUGAAUGUAGUAAAUACUCUUGUAGAUAAAACAUUAUCAGCUAUAAAUAUUGCAUAGAGCUCAAAUGAUCUGCAGUGUACAGAGCGCUUGGAUGAUGUUAUAUCAACGUGAAAAACGUCCCCUUAUUUUCGUACGUGACCUGAAGGAAAAUCACUCAAAGUUGCUUUAAGGCAAAAAGAGAUGACUCAUAGAAGUUAUGGGUUUUCUGGUGUAUUUCUGUUUGAAGACGUACUGUAUGUCUGUUCAUUUCGGCACUAAAUGACUUCCUUUAACCCACUGAAUGCAGGAAAUGAGAAUGCCAAGUUUAAUUAGCAAUGAGGGAUUCUGUGUGGAUCCCAGUUCAGUCUGGUAUGUAAAUUGAGAAUUAUUCAUAAGAUGUAAAACUGUUGUAGAAGAUUAUUAAGCUAUAAUUGUGUCGUUUGUAAGCUACACUGUUGACCAUAUCCAUGCUUUACUGGAGAAAAUGAAUUUUAAUCUCCCUAAAUUGUAACCCUGCCUGUGAAAACCCAGCUGAAGUAAUUUUUGUGAUUAUUAUUUUCUACAUAAAAACAUCUUACAUGAAGAACAUUCUGUGAAAAUAUAACUCUGUCGUAUACACUCACCUAAAGGAUUAUUAGGAACACCAUACUAAUAAUCGCCUUCAGAGCUGCCUUAAUUCUACGUGGCAUUGAUUCAACAAGGUGCUGAAAGCAUUCUUUAGAAAUGCUGCCCCAUAUUAAUAGGAUAGCAUCUUGCAGUUGAUGGAGAUUUGUGGGAUGCACAUCCAGGGCACGAAGCUCCCAUUCCACCACAUCCCAAAGAUGCUCUAUUGGGUUGAGAUCUGGUGACUGUGGGGGCCAUUUUAGUACAGUGAACUCAUUGUCAUGUUCAAGAAACCAAUUUAAAAUGAUUUGAGCUUUGUGACAUGGUGCAUUAUCCUGCUGGAAGUAGCCAUCAGAGGAUGGGUACAUGGUGGUCAUAAAGGGAUGGACAUGGUCAGAAACAAUGCUCAGGUAGGCCGUGGCAUUUAAACGAUGUCCAAUUGGCACUAAGGGGCCUAAAGUGUGCCAAGAAAACAUCCCCACAGCCUGCACAGUGGUAACAAGGCAUGAUGGAUCCAUGUUCUCAGUCUGUUUACGCCAAUUUCUGACAGAAAUCGAGACUCAUCAGACCAGGCAACAUUUUUCCAGUCUUCAACUGUCCGAUUUUGUUGAGCUUGUGCAAAUUGUAGCCUCGUUUUCCUAUUUGUAGUGGAGAUGAGUGUUACCCGGUGAGAUCUUCUGCUGUUGUAGCCCAUCCGCCUCAAGGUUGUGCGUGUUUUGGCUUCACAAAUGCUUUGCUGCAUACCUCGGUUGAAACGAGUGGAAAUUUCAGUCAAAGUUGCUCUUUUAUCAGCUUGAAUCAGUCGGCCCAUUCUCCUCUGACUUCUAGCAUCAACAAGGAAUUUUCGCCCACAGGACUGCCGCAUACCAUUCUUUGUAAACCCUAGAAAUGGUUGUGCUUGAAAAUGCAAGUAACUGAGCACAUUGUGAAAUACUCAGACCGGCCCAUCUGGCACCAACAACGCCACGCUCAAAAUUGCUUAAAUCACCUUUCUUUCACAUUCUGACUUUCAGUUUGGAUUUCAGGAGAUUGUCUUGACCAGGACCACACCCCUAAAUGCAUCGAAAGAACUGCCAUGUGAUUGGUUGAUUAGAUAAUUGCAUUAAUGAGAAAUUGAACAGGUGUUCCUAAUAAUCCUUUAGGUGAGUGUAUAAUAUUGACAGAGUAUUGGUCAUGUCAGAGAUUGAAAUGUAAGAGAAAUCCGUAGCUGCGUUUCCAUUAAAGGUUUACACAAAACUUUAACGUUAUUUUAUUUAAAAAACUAUUGCGAAAUUAUGGAAUUUCCAUUAACCAGUGGCAGCCUGUGCCUUCUCUUCUGGGGAGGCAAAAAAAAAAUUUGUUCAGGGUGUCAUGGAAACCUAUGUGCAUUGCGUGUCAUGUCAAAAUACGUGCCUGCUGCAUCUUGAUAUAUGGCAUUUUACAUAAAAUUACAUUUUUACCGUUUUUACAUUGGCCACAUUUGAAUUUCUAUUUCAAUUUACGCAAAUUGUAAGGUACUGGAUACGCAGCUAGUGAUUGAAAUAAAAUUUUGAUGCACCUAUCUCAUAAUGAUACAGCAUUAUGAGACUAUAACGUGAGUUUCUCAGGCAGGAUCACAACUUGUAAAGGAGCACAAUUGUGUUGACAUGCACUUUUGGAGAUUUCAGGGUAGUAGCUACCCAGCACAAUACUUUUUGUAGAAAGCCUGUCUAAAUUAUUGUUGUAGUUAACAAACCUCAGAUAAAGUUGAACUUGUUUUCAGCCCAAAAAAUGCUUUUAAUUGCAAAUGAGAGAUGGGAGUCAAAAAGUCAAAUCGCACAGCUUAUGAAAGUCUCCUUCAACUCGUGCCUAAUUAUUUGGAGUUCACAAUGCGAAAUGAACAAAAUCGCAGAUGUAGUUUUUCGCCAGGAAUCUUCUUUAAAACAUGAACGUUUUUAAUCAUUUGUUUAUGUGUGAGAGUGUUACACAAACAGCUGCUGGUGUUGUUUUGCCCGUCUUAUUCAGUUCUGUUGAGCUUGAAAACAUUUUAAUUGGCAAAGGGUUCAAAUGCCCUGAAAUCUAUUUACGCAGUACUACUUAUGAACAUACAGUAUUUGUGUAUCUGUUUUGUGAAAUGUUAAACUUGUAAACAAGUGUAUGUAUUAACAGAUCCAUUAAUGUUUUAAAAGAGAGGGACACCUGCAAAUACAUUAUAUGUCGAAAUAUGAAUACUGUAUAGUUGAUUCUGACCAAAUUGUACUGUGAUACAGAAGGACUAUUUAUUUAAUAAAUUGGUACACUCUCAGAAAGAAAGCUAGGUAGAUAAGUUGCCACUGGGGCGGUACCUUUUAUAAAAUAGUACACUUUUUUGUACCAAAAAGGUGCAUAGUGGUACAAACAUAAUCGCAAAUUAUCCAUACUAGGACCUUUUUAAAAGGUACCGUUCAUGGUGACAAACUUUUGUACUUUUAUUCUGAGAGUGUACUGAGGACGACAAAGAAAAUGGUUUAACAGUGUUUUAUAAAUAAAGUUUGAAAUUCGGUCAUAAUAAGACUGAAGUCAGGUGGUUAACUAAUACUGGUAUUGAUUGGUAUUCCC
This is a messenger RNA of Paramisgurnus dabryanus, 5185 nucleotides long. It is a transcript of the gene npy2rl, whose product is annotated as neuropeptide Y receptor Y2, like. The record is from RefSeq and is a predicted model, not a curated record. Gene Ontology annotation, molecular function: neuropeptide Y receptor activity. NCBI's taxonomy places the organism in Eukaryota, Metazoa, Chordata, Actinopteri, Cypriniformes, Cobitidae. Gene Ontology annotation, biological process: G protein-coupled receptor signaling pathway. Gene Ontology annotation, cellular component: membrane.